UGAAUACAUCCAUCAUCUCAUCCGACGUAAUAUAAGUGUCCGCUUAGCCCGGGCUCACUCAGCAAGUCAGAUGCAGUACAGUACAGUACCGAUCAGCCCCAUGGUUCCCAAGGCGCCGCCACCGGGUCUCCAAGUAUCGCUACUUUGUUUUCUUCUCGAGGCGCACAGAGGGCUGUUCCUUUUUCUCUACUUUCCCCACGCUGCGCUAACUCGCACGCUUUCGCACGAAGUGCAAGUUGGGACGGUGUUGCUCCCUUGGCAGGCGUGGAGUUUUCCCAAAUGCUCCCAUUGGCCAGUGGGCGCUGCACGUCAACGGCGGCGGCGGAUCCCUUCCCCCUGGCGCGAACCGCAUCGAGCAUCGCCAGCACCAUCCAUCGACACCUACUGUGUAGGCAUUGCCCCUAGCAUCUGGACAUGA
Molecule: messenger RNA, 418 nt
Organism: Periconia digitata
Lineage: Eukaryota; Fungi; Ascomycota; Dothideomycetes; Pleosporales; Periconiaceae
Source: the annotation of a GenBank genome assembly